Molecule: messenger RNA, 672 nt
Organism: Naegleria lovaniensis
Lineage: Eukaryota; Heterolobosea; Eutetramitea; Acrasida; Naegleriidae
Exons: 2
Coding region: 1-672 (223 amino acids)
Source: RefSeq, a predicted model, not a curated record
AUGGCACAACCCAAUCAAAGCACCCUUCUUUGCGAAAAUUAUCCUCGUUCGUUUUUCUCUUCGACUCAUUCCUUUCCGAACGGAAUAGCAUCAUCACCCUCACUUUUUAAUUCCAAUCAACCAAAUGAUUUCAAUUCUUCAAAUCAUUCAUUAGAUUUGACUUCUGUCAUCAUCACUCCAGGACACUACCAACAACCAUCUUCUUCAUCAAACGUUUUACCAUACCAUCAACAACAACAACAACAACCACAAAUCGAUUCUUUUCCAUCUUCCUUCUCAACUUCUAUACAUUGUAAUUUUUCAUUUCCGAGAAUUCGAAGGAGCAAUCCGUUCUUACUGUGCGAUUCUCCAACAAUCAAUAAUACCACGAACCAACAUCAAUCGCUUGAACACAACUCCAUUUCGAGGACGAACGCAGUUGAAUUGUCGUCGACAUCAGUCUCUGGUUUCAAAUCUAAAACGCAAAGACAAACCUCUUUUUAUGAACAAACAUUGGAAAAGAUGAAAAAGUCAGCAUCUCAACUCUAUGCGAAUCAAUCAGCCAUACACAUGGACUCGUCUGAUGACCACGAUAGUGACAUGACAUUAAAUUCAGAGAAUGAAAUGAAAGAUGUUUCAUCGAUACAUUCGUGCAAAACGAAAGAUAUUCGAAGUUAUUUCAAAAAGAAGUGA